AAUGAAGCCGAACUCUCCGAGCUUAUGCUGGUCAUGCAAACCUUGGAGGUCGACAAGAAGAACGCCACAAUCACCGAAGUAGAUGGGCCUUCUCAGAAGGUUAUCAAGGGUGGUCGCGCCCUACGAAAGCUGUACUCGAAUGUGUACAAGGACGCCAUGCGCAAGCUAAAGCAAUUCAUUCGCGACUCUGGCGCACAGGUUCCCAAAGUGUACAACCAAAACAAGGAGACUGACUUGUGUGGUGUCUGGUACGCUAUUGUGUCAGACAGACACUAUCAAAACAACAAGCUUCUGAUUCCUUGCUGCCUCUAUGAAUCUCGAGUCCUCCUCAUCACCCACUUACACCUACUCGGCGGCUCUCCUGCGCACUACACGAUCGUGAAGAAGCUCAACUACACAUCAUAUCAGCAAUUCAACGACGUGCUUCCCGAUCUUCUCGGCUACUCCAGAUGCGAACAAGCAGCACGUCUCGGAUACUCGACUACAAAGCCCACAGCUGGUCCAUGGAAAUACCAGUUUGCCCCAAGCUUGGACGCUCUUGACCCCGGGUGUUGGACAGAGCUGUGCGAAGAAAACUACGAGCAAAUGGAAGGUCAUCCCAAGCAGGUGGUCUUCUUGAUUCGUAUCUACAUGCUAACGUCUCCAUACAGGCCGCCGACCAAGCCAUACCAUUGGGCAUUGCGACAAAGGUUCAGAGCCGGCCCACAGACUGGAUCACGGGGCCGGUUCAGUUGCCCCGGUUCCUGCAUCCAACUUGCCCCUCCCUGCCUCCUCCCUGGCCCUCUGGAUGGCGCUGCCAAGGCCCUCGUGCCUCCAACUCUGGCGCCUGGCCUCACCAAGGAGGUCUCGCUUCCUUCUCAUCCCGUGAAGAAGCGCAGCAACCCGGACGACGGACAGCAAGAAAGCAAGAAGGCUAAGACCGAUGAGUAG
Molecule: messenger RNA, 930 nt
Organism: Aureobasidium vineae
Lineage: Eukaryota; Fungi; Ascomycota; Dothideomycetes; Dothideales; Saccotheciaceae
Source: the annotation of a GenBank genome assembly